AUGUUUCGGAAUGUUGGACGUUUAUUUCGAUACUUUCCUGACAGAAGAUGUUCAAGUUUGGUAGAUGCGGAUUCAAAUAAAGUGUACGAUGAGUUGCUGAAGAAAUCAUACCUUCUACCCGAAAAUGGGCAUAAUAUUGUGAUUAUUCAACCACAUAUAAAAGGUGCAUUUUACAAGAGGAUCAACAACAAGUUUCCGUAUUUACCUAAAAAUGAUCCCAAUGUAGACGAAGCUAUCGCUCUUGUAGAUUCAUUAGGAUUUUGGACUACCGUUGGUGUGAUAUUUUGCAAUAUAAAAGCCGCCAACACUAAUAGAGGACCGUUUUUUAGUAAAGGUAUAUGGCAAAAUGUAUCAGAUUCUGUAAUUGCUUAUCGUGAUGGGAAACAGUCUGUUCAGACUGCUGAUACACUUCCUAACGAAGAAAAUAACACAUUCUCUGCUCAUACCGUCAAAAAUCGAGCAACAGCAGUCCUCGUAAAUUGGCCUCGUUUAACGACACUACAACUGGCACUUAUGCAACAGGCCUGGCUAAUACCUGUUUAUGAUCGUUACACCCUCGUCGUUCAACUGUUUAGUCUUCGAUCUCGUACUCCAGAAGCAAAACUUCAAGCAAAGUUAGCUGAAAUCGGAUUGCUUCGAGCUCGUAUUCCAGCAUUUUUUGAAACACCUAAUAUGAUUAAAUGCUUGAUCGAUAGAUCAGAUUUCGCUACAAAGGAACGUUUAAUACAAAUACUUAAUCAAACAGAAGCUAGUCUUUUAAAUCAAUUGGAAAAAAUUUCGAAACAACGUAUUCAUCAUAGGCGUAAUCAUAGACGAGAUAUGGAGAAACAUCAUUUACCUCUGGUUGCAGUUGUGGGAUAUACGAAUGCUGGUAAAACAAGUCUUAUACGUUAUUUAAGCAAGUCAGACAAACUUACGUCAUCCCCAGAAGUGUUUGCCACUUUGGAUAUUACACAUCAUCGAAGUCGGUUGCCUAUACUUCCAAAUAAAACAGAAGAGAACAAUAUGACUUCUAAUCAGUUGUCUUCUGGGAACGUCAGCGAUGGUUGUUGUUCUAGUAGCAUAGGAUUGCCUGGAAUACAAAUGUUACUAUUGGAUACGAUAGGAUUUAUGUCUGAUCUUCCAACUAAUUUAUUAGCUGCGUUUCGAGCUACUUUAGAUGAAUGUUUAGAUGCAGAUCUAAUUUUGCAUGUAGUUGAUGUAAGUCAACCUGAAUGGCAAUUACAAGUGAAUCAUGUAGAGGAGCUGUUGUGCAGUAUUGGUGUUCUUGUAACAAAGUCGACAAACUCUGGACAUACAAAUGAUUCCAAUGCAUUUGAACCACCUCAAGUGUUGAAAAUCGGUAACAAAGUAGAUCAAAUUGAAUCAAAUGAUGUGUACGCUGGAUUCGAUGCAUUAAUAUCUGCUAAAAAUGGGACAGGUAUGGAAGAGUUGACUUCAAAAGUUCGACUAGCUAUAAUGAAACGUCUUGGAUGGUUUUCACGCACGUUAGAUGUUCGCCAAGGAGGUCCUAGUUUUCAAUGGAUUUAUUCUAAUGCUAUGGUUACAAGCGUGGAAGCCUCCCCUUCAAAUUCAGAAAGGCUUAGAAUAACUGCAAUAUUCACUCCUGUCGGUUGGAUUAAAUUUUGCAGAACAUUUAAAAUGGCAUCCUCUGAAAAUGUUUCGUAA
Messenger RNA from Schistosoma rodhaini, 1668 nucleotides. Lineage: Eukaryota; Metazoa; Platyhelminthes; Trematoda; Strigeidida; Schistosomatidae. The record is from the annotation of a GenBank genome assembly.